Messenger RNA from Staurois parvus, 341 nucleotides. The record is from the annotation of a GenBank genome assembly. Lineage: Eukaryota; Metazoa; Chordata; Amphibia; Anura; Ranidae.
UGAAAAAAUGGAACCCACCAGCAGUGUGAGGAGACCUGAAAGUGGCACAUGGCAGAGUGUGGCGAUGGAGACAGCAGCAAUGGGAGGCCGUACAGGGACCCAUGACACACUCUGGACCUGGCAGCAGCAUGAGGAGUCGGUACGGGGGCCCAUGGCAGAUUACGGGCCUGGCAGCAGCAAUGGGAGGCCCGUAAUCUGCCAGCACCCUAUGACAAAAUGGAACCCACCAGCAGUGUGAGGAGACCUGAAAGUGGCACAUGGCAGAGUGUGGCGAUGGAGACAGCAGCAAUGGGAGGCCGUACAGGGACCCAUGACACACUCUGGACCUGGCAGCAGCAUGA